Saimiri boliviensis boliviensis (Bolivian squirrel monkey) is the source of this 2475-nucleotide messenger RNA. Lineage: Eukaryota; Metazoa; Chordata; Mammalia; Primates; Cebidae. The record is from RefSeq and is a predicted model, not a curated record.
CUUGACAGACGUGACCCUGAUCCAAUAAAGAUGAAGGGCUGAGCCCCGCAGAGCCAAUAGCGAGAGUCCUAAGGGUGGAGGAGGUGGACUCUGUGAGGAAACAAGAAGACAGGCCCAAGAUGGAGGCGGCGGCGGCUGUAGCGGCGUGACAGGAGCCCCAUGGCACCUGCCCAGCCCCACCUCAGCCCAUCUUGACAAAGUCUAAGGCUCCAUGGAGCCACCACGGGGCCCCCCUGCCAAUGGGGCCGAGCCGUCCCGGGCAGUGGGCACCGUCAAAGUGUACCUGCCCAACAAGCAACGCACGGUGGUAACUGUCCGGGAUGGCAUGAGUGUCUACGACUCUCUAGACAAGGCCCUGAAGGUGCGGGGUCUAAAUCAGGACUGCUGUGUGGUCUACCGACUCAUCAAGGGACGAAAGACGGUUACUGCCUGGGACACGGCCAUCGCUCCCCUGGAUGGCGAGGAGCUCAUUGUCGAGGUCCUUGAAGAUGUUCCGCUGACCAUGCACAAUUUUGUACGGAAGACCUUCUUCAGCCUGGCGUUCUGCGACUUCUGCCUUAAGUUUCUGUUCCAUGGCUUCCGUUGCCAAACCUGUGGCUACAAGUUCCACCAGCAUUGUUCCUCCAAAGUCCCCACAGUCUGUGUUGACAUGAGUACCACCUGCCAACAGUUCUACCACAGUGUCCAGGAUUUGUCCAGAGGCUCCAAACAGCAGGAGGCUCCCUCAAACCGCCCCCUGAAUGAGUCGCUAACCCCCCAGGGUCCCAGCCCCUGCACCCAGCACUGUGACCCGGAGCACUUCCCCUUCCCCGCUCCAGCCAAUGCUCCCCUGCAGCGCAUCCGCUCCACGUCCACUCCCAACGUCCAUAUGGUCAGCUCCACAGCCCCCAUGGACUCCAACCUCAUCCAGCUCACUGGCCAGAGUUUCAGCACUGACGCUGCCGGUAGUAGAGGAGGUGGAGAUGGAGCCCCCCGGGGAAGCCCCAGCCCACUCAGCCUGUCCUCGGGGAGGAAGUCCCCACAUUCCAAGUCACCAGCAGAGCAGCGUGAGCGGAAGUCCUUGGCUGAUGACAAGAAGAAAGUGAAGAACCUGGGGUACCGGGACUCAGGCUAUUACUGGGAGGUACCACCCAGUGAGGUGCAGCUGCUGAAGAGGAUCGGGACAGGCUCGUUUGGCACCGUGUUUCGAGGGCGGUGGCAUGGCGAUGUGGCUGUGAAGGUGCUCAAGGUGUCCCAGCCCACAGCUGAGCAGGCCCAAGCCUUCAAGAACGAGAUGCAGGUGCUCAGGAAGACGAGACAUGUCAACAUUUUGCUGUUCAUGGGCUUCAUGACCCGGCCGGGAUUUGCCAUCAUCACACAGUGGUGUGAGGGCUCCAGCCUCUACCACCACCUGCAUGUGGCCGACACACGCUUCGACAUGGUCCAGCUCAUCGAUGUGGCCCGGCAGACUGCCCAGGGCAUGGACUACCUCCAUGCCAAGAACAUCAUCCACCGAGAUCUCAAGUCUAACAACAUCUUCCUACACGAGGGGCUCACGGUGAAGAUUGGUGACUUUGGCUUGGCCACGGUGAAGACUCGAUGGAGUGGGGCCCAGCCCUUGGAGCAGCCCUCAGGUUCUGUGCUGUGGAUGGCAGCUGAGGUGAUCCGUAUGCAGGACCCGAACCCCUACAGCUUCCAGUCAGAUGUCUAUGCCUACGGGGUUGUGCUCUACGAGCUCAUGACUGGCUCACUGCCUUACAGCCACAUUGGCUGCCGUGACCAGAUUAUCUUUAUGGUGGGCCGUGGCUAUCUGUCCCCGGACCUCAGCAAAAUCUCCAGCAACUGCCCCAAGGCCAUGCGGCGCCUGCUGUCUGACUGCCUCAAGUUCCAGCGGGAGGAGCGGCCCCUAUUCCCCCAGAUUUUGGCCACAAUUGAGCUGCUGCAGCGGUCACUCCCCAAGAUCGAGCGGAGUGCCUCGGAACCCUCCUUGCACCGCACCCAGGCUGAUGAGUUGCCUGCCUGCCUACUCAGCGCAGCCCGCCUUGUGCCUUAGGCCCCGCCCAAGCCACCGGGAAGCCAGUCUCAGCCCGCCACACCAAGGAGCCUUGCCCACCAGCCACUUAAUGUGCGUCUCUGCCCUCAUGCUGCCUCAGGAUCCCCCAUCCCCUACCCUGGGAGAUGAGGGAGUCCCCAUGUGCCUUUCCGGUUCUUCUGGAAUUAGGGGACCCCCCAAAAUCUGAGCCCCCUGCCUCCGCCAUCAUUUGGUUUCCUCUUGGCUUUGGGGAUACUUGUAAAUUUUGGGAGCUCUUCCAUCUCCAAAGGCUGGGAUUUGUGGCAGGGAUUCCAUUCAGAACCUCUCUGGAAUUUAUGCCUGAUGUGCCUUCCACUGGAUUUUGGGGUUCCCAGCACCCCAUGUGGAUUUUAGGGGGUCCCCUUUGUGUCUCCCCCGCUAUUCAAGGACUCCCCUCUUCACCAAGAAGCACAGAAUUCUGCUGG